ACCAAAGAAGAAAAAGAAGAAUUAAAGCCAACUUGAUGCAGGGCGGAACGUUUGACCCGGUUCAUAUUUUCUACACGGACACAUUUGCAACGUACCCCAACUAAAAUCCUGGCGAAAUGGAAGUGAAAAACGCUAACGCUGCUAUGCUCAGUAACUAUGAGGUGUUCAAACUCCUGACUGACCUUAAGGAACAAAGGAAGGACAGCGGGAAGAGCAAACACAGCACCGGGCAGCAGAACCUCAACACCAUCAUGUAUGAGACGCUGAAGUACCUGUCAAAGAUGCCCUGCAGCAGGCAGACUCCAGAGAUCGUCAAAGAGUUCCUGACCACCAUGAUGCCUCACAAACUCACAAAGGCAGAAAAACUGCAGCUAUUGAACCACCGGCCACAGACAGCAGUGGAAAUUCAGCUAAUGGUGGAGGAGAGUGAAGAGCGGUUAUCGGAGGAGCAGAUCGAGGAGCUCAUCCAAACGGUCGCAGACGUCCUACCUGGUGACCCGGAGCAGGAGAACGCAGCUCCAGCAGACGCAGAGAUGGAUGAAGCCGUUGAGCAGUCAUGACACAGUGACAGGCCGGAAACGACCCAUAGGUGGAAACUGGAGAGAAGGCUCAAAUGAUUACAGACCUGGACUGGCUGCUUUUACCUGCGCCAUUUUUGCAUCACCGUUUGAACUGAACAACAUGCUGACAGAAGGGAUGCACGAUGGCUGCCUGGCUGUGGCUAAAAGUGCCUCAUCACCUUUGAAAUGCCUCAUUAAAUCAUUCACAUUAAGGUGAAUGAUUUAAUGAAUGGAAGAAGAUAGUUUCUGAUUUGCAUCUAUGUGUACGCAUAAAAAAACAUGCACACGCUUUCAUAAGUACAGGUUAUUGCACAGUGAGUCGCAGAUGUCUUGUUUUGCGUCCAACAGGUCUAAUUUGGGUUUCACAUCAGAUAAUGUUUAUGCAGAGACAGUCUGCUAUUAACCCGGUAUUAUUUUGGUUUCUGACUCAAUGUUAGUCGUGAGAUUCUGCUGUGGUGCAUAGAAAUAAGGGUUUUUGCUGCAAGCUGUAAUAUAAGUCAGUCAUGCAGUUAAACUACAGCACUAACAUAAGGUCAGACAGUGUUAUUAGAGUGGCUAUGUAAUAACAAAGAGAGUAGACAGUUUGGACCAAGAGGUGAUUGUUGUCUCUUAUUCAAGGGUAGAGAUGCAAUCUUUUUUUUAAACAUGCUGAUGUUUUCCUUCUGUAAAAAAAUGAAACGUAAACAGCUGAAAUGUGUCUGCAGCUUUUUGUCACUUUGAA
Messenger RNA from Sebastes umbrosus (honeycomb rockfish), 1281 nucleotides. RefSeq names its product calcitonin gene-related peptide-receptor component protein (gene crcp). The record is from RefSeq and is a predicted model, not a curated record. The transcript has 6 exons. Gene Ontology annotation, biological process: transcription initiation at RNA polymerase III promoter. The coding region runs from base 117 to 560 and encodes 147 amino acids. Gene Ontology annotation, molecular function: nucleotide binding. Gene Ontology annotation, cellular component: RNA polymerase III complex. NCBI's taxonomy places the organism in Eukaryota, Metazoa, Chordata, Actinopteri, Perciformes, Sebastidae.